Molecule: messenger RNA, 606 nt
Organism: Aspergillus terreus NIH2624
Lineage: Eukaryota; Fungi; Ascomycota; Eurotiomycetes; Eurotiales; Aspergillaceae
Exons: 1
Coding region: 1-606 (201 amino acids)
Source: RefSeq, a predicted model, not a curated record
AUGGUAGGCGACGAUGCGCCGCAGCGCCGGCCGGGAGAGCACGAAGCCCGAACCGCCGUGGGCAAAGAUGACGUCGCCGAUCUGCAUCUGGUUGCCCAGGUAGAAGGGGUCGUCGGCAUUAAACUGCGCCAGCUAGGCGAGCAGAUUCGCCUACAGGAUAUACGUGUCGGCCUCCAUGAAGACGUACCACUUAGCGUCGGGGCGGGCGUUAAGGGUCUCGUGCAUCAUCGGGAGGAACUUCCAUUUAUCGAGGAUCCAGCCCGGGUUGUUGGGCUUACCGGACGACAUGCUAGGGUCGUCGGGGAUAUGCCAUGUCGACAGGGCUGCUUUCCCGGCCUCGCGCAGGUGGGUGUAGAGUGCGAAGUCAGGGUACGUGAAUUUGAUGCGUUCGUCGACGCCUCAGAGCACGUCGUGCAUCGGCACGCCGGAGAUCUCGUCCUCGUAGUCAGAGAAGAGGGUGUAGUUCCGGACGCACCGGAACGUGGUGUUAAAGUGGACGAGGAGCCGAGCUACGGGUUCUGUCGUGCCGGUCUUGAGGAUAACGUGGAUGUCGUCGAGGCCGGAGGGACACUUGGUGUCCGCCGGGUCUGGUGUGACAUUGAGUGA